CCAAAGCCACUGGAGAAGACAAACAGGAAUUGAGAUUGCCCGUUCUCCUCUCCACUGUGCUGUUCAUCAAGAAGCCAUGGAGAAGCGUAAGAGAGGUGGUCUUUGCCUUCAUCAUCGCCUUCACCUUCUACAUCGGGAGCUCCAUGGGGCAGCGGAAGCGCUCGCACCGUCAGGAUUUCCUCCAAGAGCUGGGAAAGCUGAGCAAUUCCAUCACCAGUAAGAAGGUGUGCUUCCAAGGGCGUGAGCCCAGUAGUGUGCUGGAGGAGAAUGGCGUGACGCGCUUGCUGCUGCGGGAUUGGUGCAACGGGAACUUCAAGACUCAGUUCAACUUGAAGAGCUUUGAUCAUUGCAUCACCCUGGCUGAGUUGGCGGACUUGGUGGUGCAGAGCUCCCCCAGCAUCGACACCACGCUGCGGCGCUAUCGCUCCUGGCAUUCAGACGUGUAUGGCAACUUCCUAGACCACGUCCCGUCGGACAGCACCGACUACGAUGCCUCCUGCAUUUGCUACAAGCUGCCAACCACCAGCGAACACUUGCCUGAGAUUGAUGUGAGUGCAUGGCCGCUGGCACCCGGUCGAAAAGUGGGCAGACUUGGCGGCUGGCGAAGUAGCAUGACGUAGCUGAGCAUGAGGGCGUAGCUGCUGAACAUCUCGGAAUCAAUUGGUUGCUUGACUUUGUUGGCUACUCCAAAGCGGUGCUCAAGUCUUGGAUCAGGCCCUUUGUUUGGUUUGGUGGGUUCAUCGUAUCCCUGUUGGGUCAGUUUUGACUGCCAGGAGCCUCAGAAAGAGAUUCUGGUGGUCAAUGAGGCAGGAACAUGCAGGAACGACUCUCGACAUUCCUUUGUUGGUUCUAUUUUUGUAGAGGUUUUCAGGACCCGCUGGCUCCGUUUCAGUGCAUACAUGCAUCAUCAUGCAUCCCUGGCUCAAGAUGCAAACAUGUCGGCCGACCGGAGUCUCCAGCCUUUUGUCACAUCCAUUGACAUUGACGGAGGAAACACCUCCGUCAACCGAGCCAAUCCAUGGGCCUCAUGGGUGAAACUUCUGCAAGACUGCAGUGGUCCCUGUGAGAUUUUCACACGUAACAUAUCGUCCAUAGUUGCACAAUCCACUUUCAACCACCUUUUGGGGUCUGUGCCAUC
This is a messenger RNA of Durusdinium trenchii, 1138 nucleotides long. Lineage: Eukaryota; Dinophyceae; Suessiales; Symbiodiniaceae. The record is from the annotation of a GenBank genome assembly.